UUGGGAGACAGACUAACUGACGAACCACUGUCAGCUGACUGCAGGCACUGUCUGUCUUCAUCUUUAUCAUCUGCUAAAGUACUGGACAGAAACAAAGACUCCUCAUCUGCUUUGUUAGUUUUUCUUUGGACUUGUAUUUUGAGAAGUGGCCGAACUUUGUUGUCAAAAUGUGUAGGUUGGGGUUAAGGGUUGUGUUGUUGUUGUGGGGUACAGUAAUGUUUGUUUCUGGGAUGAGAAGAGAGUACGUCCUCAGGAUAGAGGAAGUGUCUUGGAAUUAUGCUCCAAGUGGGAUGAACAUGAUUCAAAACCGCACACUGCAGGACGAUGAAGAAGCUUCAGUGUUUUUAAAGAAAGGCCUCCAGCGUAUCGGCCCCACCUACAAGAAGGCAGUUUAUAAGCAGUACACGGACGGCACCUACAGGACGGAGGUGCAGAAGCCAGACUGGCUGGGUUACAUGGGCCCAGUGCUGAUGGCUGAGGAGGGAGACACAGUGGUGGUCCAACUGAGGAAUGCAGCAUCCAGACCUUACAGCAUCCAUCCACAUGGGCUGAACUACAGCAAAGGCAAUGAGGGAGCUCUGUACCCAGACAAUACAGGUCCAGAACUGAAGCGUGACGACUCGGUGGCUCCAGGUAGAACAGUGAUUUAUGAGUGGAGCCUCCCUGAAUCCCACAGCCCAACAUCACAGGACAGCAACUGCAUGACCAGAUUCUACCACUCCCACGUCAGCCCACCAAGAGACAUCAACUCAGGACUGAUAGGACCCCUCAUUGUCUGCAAGAAAGGAACCCUGGACCUUCAUGGUGACAGGUCAGGAGACUACAUGUAUGCUCUGCUCUUCAUGGUGACUGAUGAGAACUUUAGCUGGUACCUGGAUGAAAACAUCAGGACCUAUAUCACAAAUCCUGCCAGAGGCCUAAAGGAGGAUGAAGAUUUCAUUGAAAGCAACAAGAUGCAUGGUAUUAAUGGUUUUCUGUAUGGUAAUCUGCCUGGACUGAGCAUGUGCCAAGGAAACAAGAUUCACUGGCAUUUGAUGGCCCUAGGCAAUGAGGUGGACAUGCAUUCAGUUCAUUUCCAUGGCCAGAUCCUGACCACCCUGAACCACCACACAGACACGAUCAGUCUUUUCCCGGCCUCCGGCACUACUGCAGAGAUGGUGGCUGACACCCCUGGACACUGGCUUCUGACAUGCACCGUCAAUGACCAUCUGAUGGCUGGGAUGCAAGCUUUAUUUGAGAUCAAGAAGUGUUUCCCCAACGUCCAUAAGCCAAGACCUCAUGGUGAGCUCAGACAGUUCUUCAUUGCUGCUGAAGAGGAAGUCUGGGACUACGCUCCCACUGUUCCUACUGAUAGCGAGGCCGACAUGUUUGUAACUCGAGGUCGGAACCGCAUUGGAAGUCGCUAUAAGAAGGUGCGCUAUGUGGAAUACACUGACAACACCUUCAUGACAAAGAUGCUCCGCAGCCCAGAAGAGCAACACCUUGGAAUACUGGGUCCUGUGCUGCGAGCUGAAGAGAAGGACACUAUCAGGGUGGUGUUUAAGAACAAAGCCAGCCGGGCCUACACGAUUCAGCCCCAUGGAGUACAGUACAGUAUAGAGCAGGAUGGGACACUCUAUCACAAUGAACUGGAAGAAUCAUACACAGCAAAGAAACUGCGGGAGCUAAAGAGAGAGCCAAGAGUGGUGACUCCUCCCCCAGCUGCUCUGGUCAAACCUGGAACGUUGCACACCUAUGAGUGGCUGGUUCCUGUGGGUGCUGGCCCUGUGGCAGGAGAGGCCGACUGUCUGACAUAUAUGUACUACUCUGCAGUGGACCCCGUUAAAGACACCAACUCUGGACUGGUUGGGCCCCUCCUCGUCUGUCGACCUGGUUCACUGAAGAAAGGAGUACAGAAAAACUAUAAUAAAGAGUACCACCUCAUGGCUACAGUAUUUGAUGAGAACCUGAGCUGGUAUUUGGACGACAACAUCAAGACUUACGCCACUGUUCCCACCUCUGUCAACAAGGAGGAGGAGGGCUUUGUGGAGAGCAACAAAAUGCAUGCCCUCAAUGGGUUUGUCUACAGGAACCUCCCUGGUCUGACCAUGUGUAAGGGGGAUAAAGUAACAUGGCACCUGUCAGGACUCGGUUCAGAGGCGGACAUCAACACUCUUUACUUCCAGGGCAACCGCUUCCUUUACCGCCAGAACAGACGAGACACCAUCAGUGUUUUCCCUCACAUCUCACACACCGUCACUAUGGAGCCUGACAGCAUGGGUCAGUUUGAAGUGGUGUGUCCUACAGUGAAUCAUUACCGUGGAGGGAUGCGAGCCAACUACACGGUGGAGAAGUGCAGCAUGUUUCAGCGUCAGGGGGAGGUGAUGCUCCACUCAAAAACCUACUAUAUCGCUGCCAUGGAAACAGACUGGGACUACUCUCCAAACCGCACCUGGGAGGCAGAGAUGUUCACCGGUCAAGAGAGUCCUGCCCGCGUCUUUCUGGACCAGCAAGGUGGCUUUAUCGGCUCCCGUUACAAGAAAGUUGUCUACCGGCAGUACACCAAUGACAAGUUCACCAAGCAGGUGGAAAGAACAGCUGAUAUGGAACACCUGGGCAUUAUGGGUCCAAUGAUUCAUGCCAACGUCGGAGACAAAGUGAAAGUGGUUUUUAAGAACAUGGCAACCAGACCAUAUUCUAUCCAUGCCAAUGGUGUCAAGACAGAAACUCCUGAUGUCCACCAAACCCAACCAGGUCAAACUCACACCUAUACCUGGUACGUGAACAAGAAUACAGGACCGACCACAGAGCAGGAGGAGUGUUCCGUGUCAGCGUAUUACUCCACUGUUGAUGUCGCCAAGGACCUUUACAGCGGGCUGAUUGGUCCGUUGGUGAUCUGUCGCCGUAGCUGGACCAGGAGUUUGGGCCUGAAGAAGGAAGUAGAAGAGUUUGCACUUCUGUUCUUGGUCUUUGAUGAGAAUGAAAGCUGGUAUCUGGAUGAAAACAUCAGGACACACAUCAGAAACCCUCGCACAAACUUGAAGGAUGAUGAAACCUUCAUCGAGAGCAACAAGAUGCACGCUAUUAAUGGUUAUGUGUAUGGUAACGUGAACGGUUUGAACAUGGAGGUGGGUGAUAAGGUCUACUGGUACCUGAUGGGAAUGGGAAAUGAGGUGGACAUACACACUGUACACUGGCAUGGCCACAGUGUGGAAUAUAAGCUGGGUGGAGGUCCUCAUCGCAUUGAUUCAUAUGAGCUGUUUCCAGCCACCUUUCAGACAGUAAAGAUGCGUCCUCAGUAUGCUGGUACCUGGUUGCUCCACUGUCACGUCACUGACCACAUUAAAGCUGGCAUGGAGGCUUUGUACACUGUUACUGAAAAAGCACAGAGGAGGGGAAUCAUAGGCUGAGCUCUGGAGGAAAAUGGAUCCAGAAAGAAGCAAACAUGGACAAAUUAAAAGUUGAUUUUAGUUCCUAAUUUACUAAGCAUCCCUGUUUGUAAAAUCAGCUUAAUGUGAACUGACUUCAUAUAUAAUAUCAUCCGAGUGCUAUGAUGUUUUCUAACUGACAAGAAGAACUGCCAGACUAGUGUGAAGAAAGAAAUUAAAACUUUCCAGUUAAAUUUAA
Amphiprion ocellaris (clown anemonefish) is the source of this 3606-nucleotide messenger RNA. It is a transcript of the gene cp, whose product is annotated as ceruloplasmin. Gene Ontology annotation, cellular component: plasma membrane. Lineage: Eukaryota; Metazoa; Chordata; Actinopteri; Pomacentridae. Gene Ontology annotation, molecular function: copper ion binding; oxidoreductase activity. The record is from RefSeq and is a predicted model, not a curated record. Gene Ontology annotation, biological process: iron ion transport.